Messenger RNA from Psylliodes chrysocephalus, 1148 nucleotides. NCBI's taxonomy places the organism in Eukaryota, Metazoa, Arthropoda, Insecta, Coleoptera, Chrysomelidae. The record is from the annotation of a GenBank genome assembly.
CCCCCGUCCUUAGCAACUAAUGAGGCCACCGUUUCAGUCUAUGAACCGUGUGUCAUGAAAUCCUCAAUGUCAAAUUGUCAAGCUUUGUCAAAAAGUCGGACUGAAAUCGAAUACAAAUGGCGUCAAUUUAUCAUUUCUAUGAAGAAGCACAACACACGGAGAAUCUCGUCUUUGAGUCAUACAAAGUGCAAAAUGACUUCCAAACUAAAGUCAACUGGGCCGCUACUAAAAUUCAAAGUUUCUUUCGUGGUCUGAUAGUGAGAGUGAAAUUAGAGUACGAUAAGAAUGCUGCUAUCGUAAUUCAGAAAUAUGUAAGAGGUUGGCUGCUCAGAUACCAUUUGCCAGAUAAAUUACAAGAGUUCUACGAUGAAAAUUGUUUCAAAUUUUACAACCAAUGCGCUGCUAAAAUUCAGGCUACGUGGAAAGGAUAUGUGUUUAGGAAAUAUACGUUCUGUAUCAAAGACGUUUUGGCAGCAAGAACGCAAAUCGCUAAAGGUAACGAGGAAAUCUUCCAGCUUUUCAAGCAGCCAUUCAAUGAAUUUAACAAGACUCAAUUUGAAAUUAGCGACGAUUACAUACGCGAAAUUUACGAAAUACUUUUUGAUCGACACCAUCUUUUACGUACCAAUCAUAUUAAAGGAGUAUUAUCUCAAGAAGGAACUGAGGAACUGGCGAUAUUAGAAAAGCUCAUAAAAGUGAUGCCUUGGCAAGAUUUCAUAACGGGCAUUCACAAGAUUUACUACGAUUGCUCCAGAAAGAAGGAGCCUAUCACAUACAAAUAUUCCGAUAAACGUCUUCACAUACAUGAGGAUUUCAUUCGAUACAUGAUCAAACGAUUAGCUGAGUUUCCGCAGGCGCCUAAAAGACAGAAGCCAAAACCAUUCAUACUGUCGCCGAAGGUGGAUAGACCGCCAGUAAUACCAAUAUUGACGAAGGGACGGUUCGUCCCACCAAUCAAAAACCCCAUAAGAGUCACGGAUAGUAGGCACCAUGUUGGUUGCAAAAAUUUCCAUCUACAUAUACCACAUGCGAAUCGACUAUACGAAACACCUAUGAAAUCGGGUUACCGUAUCGAUUUUUGGUAUGAGGAAUGUAUGUGUGGACAGAGAGAACGACUUCAAUAAAGUUGAGCUGUAGUAAAAUGUUUU